Molecule: messenger RNA, 2016 nt
Organism: Paramacrobiotus metropolitanus
Lineage: Eukaryota; Metazoa; Tardigrada; Eutardigrada; Parachela; Macrobiotidae
Exons: 7
Coding region: 164-1669 (501 amino acids)
Source: RefSeq, a predicted model, not a curated record
GGAACUUUCCUACAUUUUAGACUCGUUUGAAGACCCUAGAAUAUCGUUUGAUUUGGUCAGAUUUUCUGAUUUUCAUUCUUACUUGAUUGUUUUUAACUCUAGAAACGUGUGUUUGUUUGUGGUUUCUUGUUUCUGCGUGAGUGCAUGUAGUGAGCAUCUCACAAUGACCGACCUACCUGAAGAACAACGCGAUUAUGGCUUCCACACGAGCACUCGCGUGUUCAUGUCUGCAAACUCCGUGAAAAAACCUGUGCUGGAUCUGCCCCAUAACUGGGCGAUGAUCGAAUCAGCAGAAGAUAUGGAAAAGCUUGGAUUUCCUGGAACGAUGUUGAAAGCUCGAUGGGCACAUUUGUAUGUAGUGCCACAUGUGAACACAGAACGAAGCCUUUUUUCUUCCCUGGAUUUCCAAGACAGUGAUGUGUUUUCGUCGGCUCAUGCUUUGAGGGAGGUUGAAAAUCGUAUCCGCCAGGUGCUGCCCGAACCCGUUCAACUGAAGAUGUACCUGCUGAAGAAAGUCCUGCCGAAAUUUGCUGGAAUGCUCAAUGGAGGCACAGCUGAAUUUUACUACGAUACGAUCUACCAUUUGCGGUUGCUGCAGGUUGUGUUCGAUUACAUUCACUCGGACUUAACGCGACUUCCGGACAUCCCGGAAUGCCUGUUCAAAGCGUUUUCUUACGGGAAUCUUAAGCACGGGCAGGUGAUGCGCUUUGGAUUUUUCCUGCUGCGUGGGGGGUUCGACGUCGAUCUGUAUGCAGAAAUGGUCUGCCCAGCUGGUAUGGAUCUGAUGCGGGUGAAUCAUAUUGUGGAUAAGAAAGUAGUGGCUGGUUUCGUUGGCACAUCCAAGCCUGUCUACUACGAUGUUGAGCACCACCUGAGCUCCUUACUGGUUCCACUGAUACUGCGUGGCCAGCGGCCAACCGCGAUGAAGAUUGCCGACCGACUUGGAUAUCCAAGACUUUGUGAAGAGUUAGCGCGUGGUGGAAGUCAGGUGUUUCAAGGGCCGGCUUGGGCGGUGUUUCGCAAAGUGUACGAUCUGCUGCGGGACACGCGACGCAUGACUAAACUGCGCCUGCACGAUUCCCGCACCAUGGAAGAAUAUCGGCUGUGUGAUCAGUGCAUGGUCCCUUGGCUGACGGGAGGGCACGACGAGGAUUUUGAUAAUCCGAAUUACUGGAACCACCGCGUCGUCUGCCCAAACAUCCAUGCAGCGUAUGAUUGUCGGGUUAGCAGUGGAAUGCUGCAGCGUAAGCCGCGUGGUCCCUGGAUUUCCGGGAUGAUGUUGAAUGUUUUUAAGAAAGACGGAAGGGUUGUGCCGCUGAAAACAGAGUACAUCCUCACUGCAAGCAGCGGCAAACCUGUCCACUCGGCGUACUUCUCUUGGCGCAUCGCCAUGCCUGCUGAACCGGUUGUGCGCGAUCUGCCGGACAGCGAGAGUGAGGCUUCGGACGUCAGCGACUCGUCCGACGGUAGCGAGUUUUCCGAUGAUGAAGAAACCUCCAGCACCAGCAACGCUUCUGAUUCCAGCGGGAAAACUGUUUCGACUGGACAACGGGAUACUAGUGACACGGCUAGUGAAAGCGGAACUGUUUGCUCUGGUGAAAGCGGUCAGAGUCGUGGAAGCAUCUACCAGGAGAGAAUGACCUACUAUUACGAGAACCAUUACUACUAGGAAAUCCUGGACUAGUUUGGAGUUUGGUUUCCUUUACGCUGCUUUUAUUCGGCCAUGAUGCAAACCUCGGAUUCGCGGAUUUCCAUGAUGAUAUGUAUUUACUAAAUGAUCUUGAAUGCUUUUAUACUUCUUGCACUGUGUGCACUGACUACAGCUUGUACUUUACUUUUGUUGUGAUUUCAUGCUACUUCGUUGCGUACUGAAAUAACUGAAUUGAUUCAGUUGUUGACUGAAUUGAAGUUGAUUUUUGGAAUGUAAGAUGUUGCUGAAGCGUGUAUCUGCUAUGAUUUGAUCUUUUACUUGUGGAAUUGGCCUUUGGAAACCGGGAAAAAAAACUUCAGUUUUGA